Molecule: messenger RNA, 8656 nt
Organism: Zootoca vivipara (common lizard)
Lineage: Eukaryota; Metazoa; Chordata; Lepidosauria; Squamata; Lacertidae
Gene: CAMSAP2
Product: calmodulin regulated spectrin associated protein family member 2
Biological process (GO): negative regulation of microtubule depolymerization; cytoplasmic microtubule organization; neuron projection development
Cellular component (GO): microtubule minus-end
Molecular function (GO): spectrin binding; calmodulin binding; microtubule minus-end binding
Source: RefSeq, a predicted model, not a curated record
GAAUAAUAAUAACAUCAGCAGCAGCAGCAAUAAUCCUCACCAUUCGCCCGAGGAGUCUCCGAGCUGGCCAUCGGCUGCGGUUGCAAUUUAUUUGUUCGGAAUCGGAAAAAGGGCAUUUGGACAAAGGGCCUUGGGGUGGGGUGGCGUAGGGUGGGGGAGAAGGAGAAAAAGAGGGCAUUUCUUUCACAUUCCUAUGCAGCGGGAGGGGAAGCGGUGGCGGGGGGGAUUUCGCCCCAUAAACACAGCUGAGUUCGCUGCACCGCCUCCAUCCUCCGUUGCUACGGUCUCCUAAAAAGACAAGGAAGACCUAUAUAUUACUAGAUUUUUAAAUAUAGAUAUAUAUAAAUAUAUAAUAUCUCUCUAUAUAUUGAAGGUUGCCUUCUAGAAGGUGAAUCAUGUAAAUCGAUUUUUUGAGAAUAAAAUUAAGGCUCUGUGGGCCCGGGGUGUGGGGGGGAGGGGAGGAAAAUGGGGGAUGCCGCAGACGUCAAGGAAAUGAGAAAGACGUUCAUUGUCCCUGCCAUCAAACCCUUUGAUCAUUACGACUUCAACAGAGCGAAAAUCGCCAGUAAUCUAGCGUGGCUGGUGGCCAAAGCCUUCGGGACAGAAAAUGUACCAGAGGAUCUUCGAGAACCAUUUUAUACGGAUCAGUAUGACCAGGAACAUAUUAAACCUCCUGUUGUUAAAUCGCUGCUAUCUGCUGAAUUCUACUGUCGUGCUGGGAGUCUUAUUCUCAAGAGUGAUGCUGCCAAACCGCUCCUGGGCCAUGAUGCAGUUAUCCAAGCCUUGGCACAAAAAGGCCUCUAUGUCACUGACCAAGAGAAGCUAGUAACGGAGAGAGACUUGCACAAGAAACCCAUUCAGAUGAGUGCUCAUUUGGCAAUGAUUGACACCCUUAUGAUGGCAUAUACGGUUGAAAUGAUCAGUGUUGAAAAGGUGAUUGCAUGUGUGCAGCAGUAUUCUUCCUUCUUCCAAGCUACGGAUCUGCCCUAUGACAUAGAAGAUGCUGUCAUGUUCUGGAUAAAUAAAGUAAACGAACACCUGAAAGACAUCAUGGAGCAGGAGCAAAAGCUAAAAGAGCAUCAUAGUGUGGAAACUCCAGGAGGUCAAAAGGCUCGUUACAGGAAGGAACAAACCCUACUUAAGCAGCUGCCCUGUAUCCCAUUGGUGGAAAAUCUGCUGAAGGAUGGCACAGAUGGCUGUGCUUUAGCUGCCCUGAUCCACUUUUACUGCCCAGAUAUAGUCAGAUUGGAGGAUAUAUGUUUUAAAGAAACCAUGUCACUGGCUGACAGCUUGUAUAAUCUGCAACUGAUACAGGAAUUUUGUCAGGAGUACUUGAACCGAUGUUGCCAUUUUACACUUGAGGAUAUGCUCUACGCUGCUUCUUCAGUGAAGAGCAAUUAUUUGGUGUUCAUGGCAGAGCUCUUCUGGUGGUUUGAAGUAGUGAAACCAUCAUUUGUCCAGCCUCGAGUUGUAGUUCAUCCUCAAGCUGACGUUCCAAAAGAAGCAUCCUCUGUUCCUGCUGCCAAUGCCAAUAGAAGAAACUAUCCAGAAGUUUCAUACGAUUCUGAUCUGAUAGCCAGUGUGGAAUGCCCAGCUUUCCCACCAUCUCAUCAGAUUCCAGCUGCUAGCCAUGCUCACCAACAGCCUUAUACACCUGCUCCAGGCGGCAUUAGACGAUCUACAUCUAUGUCUUAUAUGGAUGGAUACGUAGGGACAUGGCCCAAAGAAAAGAGAUCUUCAGUACAUGGUGUUUCAUUUGACAUUUCUUUUGAUAAAGAGGAUAGCAUCCGUGAGACUCCAAACAGAGGAAUGACUAGAUCUUUCAGCAAUGAAGGCAUUGCGCAAAAUACCAGCCGUAUGCCCAGGCUUGUUAGAAAGAACCUGUCCUUCAAGCCUGUGAAUGGCGAAGAGGAAAGUGAAGAUAUUGAAGAAGAAAAGGAUACGGAAUUUUGCAGUGAUCUAGAGGCCGACAGCAAUCAAAGGAAUGCAAACCAGAUUAGCCCAUACAGCCUGCCCAAUGGAGCGCUACAAAACAGGUUGGUUACCGAUGAAUUUGGCAAUCGGAUUGAGACACCAAGCAUUGAGCAGGCUUUGCAGAUUAUCCACGAUAGUGAGAAAUCUCCCAGCGUUACUCAGCCAGAGCAAAUUACAAAUGGGUUUUUCCUUCACAACAAGGAGAUGAGCAUCCUGAAUUCAAAUAUUAAACCCAACCAGAGUAAUCCCGAUAUUACUACAGAUACAAAAGGUGCUCUCAGUCCCAUGACUGACAAUACAGAAGUAGAUACUGGAAUACAUGUCCCUUCAGACAUUCCAGAGACUAUGGAUGAGGAUUCAACCUUGAGGGACUAUACUGUAAGCCUGGACUCUGAUAUGGAAGAACCAUCUCGAUUCCUUCAAGAAUUUGAUAGCAGAGGCAUCAACCAUAAGGAACAAUUGAGCCCUUGUCCAAGCUCAGUUAGUGCCAAAUCACAAGCAGGCAGUAGCGCGUCCUCAAGUUCAGGUGUUAAAAUGACCAGCUUUGCAGAACAGAAAUUUAAGAAGCUGAAUCAUACAGACAGCAGAAGUAGUGGCAGCAGUUCUCAGAAAACUACACCAGAAGGUUCUGAGCUGAACAUUCCUCACAUGGUUUCUUGGGCUCAAAUACCUGAGGAAUCUCCUCUCCCUCAGGCGAGAGAUACCACACAGUUACUGGCCUCUGAAAUGCUGCAACUGAAAAUGAAGCUGGAAGAGAAGAGACGAGCAAUUGAAGCCCAGAAGAAGAAGGUUGAGGCUGCUUUCACGAAGCAGAGACAAAAAAUGGGAAGGACGGCAUUCCUUAACAUUGUGAAAAAGAAAGGUGAUGGAAUUUCACCACUUAGAGAAGAAGCGGCUGGAGCAGAGGAUGAGAAAGUGUACACUGACAGCAGUAGGCUGAAAGAAAAAGAUGCCCAAAAGCCAUGUGAGCAACUAAACAAGGCCACAGAGGCAAUUAAAGCAAGCACUGAAAAUCCUCACGUGAAAUGGCUGAAGUCCCCAAACACACCGGUAGAUAUAGAAAAGCAAUGCAAUUUGGUGAGCCCCUCAGAAGAAAACUUAAAUGACAGUGACCUUCUGGAAUAUACAAAAUCUAUUGAUAAGCUCAAUUCUUCUCUGCAUUUCCUGCAGCAAGAAAUGCAACGCCUCUCACUUCAGCAAGAGAUGCUAAUGCAGAUGAGGGAGCAACAGGCUUGGGUUAUUUCACCACCUCAGCCUUCUCCUCAGAAGCAGGUUCAGGAGCUGAAGCCUUCAUUAAGGAUUGCGGGUUCACCCUUUCCUGUUGCCCCAUUUUCAGUGGAAUCUCCCCGAUCUUCUCACCAGUCCCCACAGUCAUCCUCUAGGAAGAAUUCCACUCUCCCCAGUAAAAUGCAAAGGACUCCUAGGCCAAAUGAUCUGAAAAUAGCACCUUUGAAUCGCACUUUGACUGCACCGCGAUCUGUGGACAGCCUUCCUCGUUUGAGAAGAUUUUCUCCAAGUCAGGCAUCAAUUCAAACUAGAUCCUUUGUUUGUUUUGGAGAUGAUGGUGAACGUAACCGCUUGAAGUUCAAAAAUACAAUGGGAGAGGCUGACAAAGAAACAGCAAGUGAGAAUGAAGCAGAACAGGCAGAAAAGGAAAGGCCAGAGGAACAACCGGCCAGGCCUCUGGAAUCUACAGUUUCUGAAGUACUUUCGCAGCCCAUUACGGAAACUGUCUGCCUUACCCCAAAUGAAGAGGUGCUGAACACACCAGGAUUCUCAGAACCUGCAUCCAAAACGGUUAACCUCAUAGAAGUUUCCCUCACAAAUUUGAAGCCACCAGAAAAGUCAGAAGAGUCUGUUGAGAAAUCAGAGGGUGAGAGUGACAAGGAACAAUUGGAAGAUGACCAAAAAGUGUGCUGUGGAUUCUUUUUCAAGGAUGAUCAAAAGGCUGAAAACGAAAUGGCAGUGAAGCGGGCAGCAUUGCUGGAGAAGCGAUUGAGAAGGGAAAGAGAAACCUUACUUCGGAAGCAGCAACUAGAAGCCGAGUUGGAAUAUAAGAAAGAAGAAACAAAGAGGAAGUCUGAGGAAGAACGUCAGAAGAAGGAAGAUGAAAGAGCACGUCGAGAGUUUAUUAAGCAAGAAUAUAUAAGGCGGAAGCAGCUGAAACUGAUGGAAGAUAUGGACAUUGUCAUAAAGCCUCGCCUCCACAUGUCCAAACAAAAGAAGCCACGUCCAAAAUCCAUUCACAGAGAUCAUAUUGAGUCACCUAAAACUCCGAUCAAAGGUCCUCCAGUAUCUAGCCUUUCGUUGGCAUCAUUGAACACUGGAGACGACAGUGUGCAAUCGGGCAAGAGAACGCCAAGGUCUGAAUCUGUGGAAGGAUUAAUAUCUCCAAGUCGUUGCGGAAGUCGUAAUGGAGAAAAGGAUUGGGAAAAUGCAUCAACAACCUCUUCUGUGGCUUCUGCUACAGAAUAUACAGGACCAAAGCUGUACAAAGAACCCAGUGCAAAAUCCAACAAACAUAUAAUCCAGAAUGCCUUGGCUCAUUGCUGCUUGGCUGGAAGAGUAAACGAAGGUCAGAAGAAUAAAAUAUUAGAGGAAAUGGAGAAAUCAGAUGCCAACAAUUUCCUUAUCCUUUUCCGGGACUCAGGCUGCCAGUUCCGAUCUUUGUACACGUACUGCCCUGAGACAGAAGAAAUCAGUAAGUUGACUGGAAUAGGCCCAAAGUCCAUCAGUAAGAAAAUGAUUGAGGGGCUUUAUAAGUACAACUCUGACAGGAAGCAGUUCAGCCACAUACCUGCUAAAACGCUCUCUGCCAGUGUCGACGCUAUUACCAUCCACAGCCAUUUGUGGCAGAGCAAGAGACCAGCAACACCGAAAAAACUCUUACCUACAAAAGCAUAGUAACUCGGAGGGGGGUAGGGUACUUUGCCACGUCUGUGGCAAACUUGCACUUCGUAUUUGCUGCCUAUUAGAAAAUAGGUUCUUAUUUGCCAACAAGAUUUCUUUGAACUCGGAUUUGGAGAAAAAAGCUCUGUCAUCAUGCACAACUGGAAUGUAAACACAGUAUUGAAGACUUGCAGAAAACUGACACUUAAGUGAUUAUGCAUUCGUGUGCUCCUGAAAGACUGAGUCAGAGUGGAGAUGGGUAUGUGCUCACAGUUUAUAGGGUUCAUUUCCUCUCGUUUUUAAAACACUGAAUUAUUGAAUGUUUGCAAAUCUGUAGUGACUGAAAUUAAAGUAUAUAUUAAAUUCAUUGCCUUAUACUUUGGUGUGUUAUGCUUGUUUUGGAAUUUGCUUCUGCUCUUUAUAUCUUCACUGGAGAAAUGUUCUGUCUUGAGUUGCCACACCGUUAAAUUUUAAGUGGCCUGCCGGUAACAGAGGGCACAAACCUUUUUGUAAUGAAAUGAGGUUAUCCAUUCUUUUUUUUGACUUUCAUUCAUUUCAAAGGGUUUUGCACCAGAAAAGUUCCUUGGAGAGGAUGUCCAGGAUUAAAUGUUGCUAGCAUGUCUUAACCUCUGGCAAGGAAAUGUGAUGGCUGUCAUUGCUUGUUCCACAAGGAAACUUAUUUUAUAAAGGUAUUGCCAUUAUAUUUAGAAAUCCACCAUUGCCCUGAUCCAGGGAAGCAUGACGGGAGAUCUUUGCAUGCACUAUUGUGUUUUGCAUUUUUCUUCUGAACAGGAGUCCACUUAUAAUUCAGACCAAACUGCUGUUUAACAUUCUGAGAUUUAGCAAAGGGGACGAUACGUGUCUGUUGUGUGACAGGUGACCCAAAUAAAACAACAUCACUAAACAAAUGCAGACAUCUACCAUUGCUUCCUGAGAUUACGGUCUGGAUGGCUAUUUCAAAAUCCUAAGCAAAACAGUAUUAAUUGUCUUAAAAUUAGACACUUUGUAUGAGUCCUUCUGAGAAACUUGAAGAAAAUUAUAUUGAGUAAGCCUGCUCUAUGAAAGCUAUUCUGAUGUGUCACCAGGUUGCCAUCCAGUAUAUGGACCAAAGUAAUUUUUCUUCCAGGACAUCAAUUUAAUUUUGUUUAAUAUAAAUUAUGGUAUUGAUGAUGAUACAUGACAGUCUUGAGUGUAUUGAAACAAAGAAUGGCUGAGAGCCACACAAAUACAGCAAUGUUAAUAUUUACAAAAUAAUCACUGGAGCACCUUUUUCAGUAUUAACCAAGGGCUGCACAUCUGAUUACUUUAGAGAAGGUUUAUUUUCUGUUUGGAGGUUUUCUUGUUGCUUUCUUUUUUCUUAUUGUCAGGAUUCCUAUACAGAUAUAGCAAGGCACUGUUUCAGCAGUUGGAAAAGCUCAAACUUGAAACCUACCCUUAUUUUUGUGAUUGCUUUUUUGACAUUUGUACACCAGAGGACUUAGUUGGGGGUGGGAGGGGAUCUAGGUGGAACCUCAUUCUCAGGAAAUGACUUGAAUUAUUGCUAAACCUAUUCCGUUUCAGUGUUGUGACAAGUGUUGGAACUUCAAGACAGUUUUGAACUACCUGUCUAAAGUGUAUGUUACUUUUUAUUAUGCAUCCUACAAAGGAAAACUUAAAAUUCUGCACACUUCUCCCACUGAACUGCUUGACUCGGAGAGGUAGUACUUCACUGCAGUCUGCUUCUGUUCUUUAUAUAGAUGAUGUAUAGGAAUGAGAAGUCCUUAAAUAAUUUAGAGAACAGCCCUUUUUAAAAUUAUGAAAAAGCCUUAGGCAUCAAUGUGUCUGGGUUCUUUAUCAACAUUUUCUCAGAAAUGCAGUCAAUAUUUACUUUAACUUAUGUUCUUAUAUUUAUGUAUAUUUGUUAAAACUGUAAAAAAAACAACAACACAAAACCCACCUGUUUAAUAGGUAUGUGGCUCUGAUCUAUUUGUGGUUAGCUGAUUCCUACUGUUUGCAUGUAUAUGAACCAGGAUAUCUAACCCAUCUUCUAUUUCAAGUGUAAACAUACUGUGUAUAUAUUAUAUAUAUAUAUAUUAAAAAUAGGAGCUAGAAGGUCUAUGCAUUCUACCAAUGAGGCUUAUCCUCCAACUAAUGGCAUAGGAAAAAUAUAUUGCAUACCCAUGUAAGCAUACAUCUUAAGUUAAAACUUGCUCAAGUUGGGGGCGAGCUGCUAGGACAUGAAUGAGAUAGACCAGGCAUCCCCAAACUGCGGCCCUCCAGAUGUUUUGGCCUACAACUCCCAUGAUCCCUAGCUAACAGGACCAGUGGUCGGGGAAGAUGGGAAUUGUAGUUCAAAACAUCUGGAGGGCCGAAGUUUGGGGGUGCCUGGGAUAGACGAUGGAGGAGAUCACAUGGAAGGAUUUUUAACUAAACUAUUCUUGCUAAAAGAAAAAUAUAAUUUAAUGAUACGUACCACUGACUGAUUCAUGCACACCUAUCUAAACAGGAUAAUUUCUUUUAAAAUGUGGCAACAUAGUGUCAUUUUAAAUUAUUGAAUGUAUUAUGAAUUUUGUCUACCGUUCAGAAAAAAAGAUGUCUGUGCAAUGUUGAAAGGUAGGAUGUGAAUAAUACAAUUAAAAAAUUGAGACUUUCGGGAUUAAAAUGUUACUACAUACAAGGAGAGCUAAGGACAGGGUUUUCUUUUUAUUUUUUCUUUUGAAGCUUGCAAAUUUUCUAAUGACAGUAUGUCUUCAUUUGGGAUCUUGUUUAAGAAAAUAAAGGCCUUUCAUGGAGAAGUCCGGUGUUUAUCAGUGACACUAUCAGUUACACACCGGUGCUUUCAUCGAGGGAGCGGGGUGUUUUUAUUCUUUAUAUGACAGAAUUUGCCAACCAUCUUAAUUACCAGACCAGGUGUUCAAGCUCUGACAGUCAUGGUAGCUACUGAAACCAUUUUUGGAUGACUGUUGGUGUUGUUGUUUUUUAAAGAAAAAAAUUCUUUGGCUGUUUAAAGCCAAAUUCUGUUUAUUUCUAAUUUAAAUGGGCACCGUCCGUUGAGAAAUGUACAGUGUAUCGUGUGCUUACUUGUCCACUUUUGUGGAGCAUUGCUACCCUAUUUUUUCAGAAGCUGUGCUGUAAGAUAUUGUCAUAGUGCUACCUACCUAGUACAGUGUAGUCCUUCCCUUCCAUUUAAAUAAAAAGCAUGGCACCAAAAACAACGUUGCAGUUUCAUCUUUUGGUACGCGUUUUCAGUUUAUCCUCUGAAGCCAUUAAAUGUAUACAUUUAUGGUUGGCAAAAGGUUUUGCCGGCAUGCAGUUUAUGAAGGCAUCUCUGAUCUGAGCAAAUGGACACUUCUGGGAGUGGGCUGGGCCUGUUUGUUUGAGCUGGCACUGGCUUCUCCAUGUCAUGGAUGAUGGAGGUGCCAGCUCAGUAUCCAGCAUACUCUCUGUCAUGUCCCCAGGCAGAGGCUGCUUACUGAGGAGGUGCCUGACCAGAGAUGUCCGAUAUCACGGGGGUAUCACACCUCUCUGACAACCCACUUGAACCUUCCCCAGGAUCCAGCUCCUGACUCUCUUGAGACCCCUCCUCCAGCAGAGACAUUCCUUGAGGUCCCAGUUUCACCUCCCUCAACCCGCUUGGGUCCUCCUAUGGGUUAUUUAGCGCCAACUCCCUGUUUUACUUCCCCACCCCACCUCAUAAUUAGCCUAUUCCCUCUGUGACAUCUCCAUGGGGCUCAUGACAGAAGUCAACCCAGAAGGCAGCAUUUUCGCCAGAGUUAACUCAAAGGUUUUGUUAACUACAACUACAUCCAUUUGA